This is a messenger RNA of Arabidopsis lyrata subsp. lyrata, 917 nucleotides long. RefSeq names its product G-type lectin S-receptor-like serine/threonine-protein kinase SRK. The coding region runs from base 280 to 834 and encodes 184 amino acids. The record is from RefSeq and is a predicted model, not a curated record. Gene Ontology annotation, molecular function: ATP binding; protein serine/threonine kinase activity. NCBI's taxonomy places the organism in Eukaryota, Viridiplantae, Streptophyta, Magnoliopsida, Brassicales, Brassicaceae. The transcript is spliced from 3 exons. Gene Ontology annotation, biological process: protein phosphorylation.
AAUAUCUUAUUCUAUACAUUCAAAAACAAACUUAGAAUUUGGGCCUUAUUUAGAAACUGGGCCUGAAUUUUGUUUCUAUUGUUGAAUCAAAUAAAUUAACUUAAUACAUGUUUUAAUGAUGGAUCGGUAGAUGAAACCCAAAGUUCAUUGCUAAACUGGGAGAAAAGAUUUUGCAUUAUCAAGGGUAUUGUUCAAGGGUUAUCCUAUCUGCACAAUUACGCAACACCUUCCAUUAUUCAUAGAGAUCUAAAGCCAAGUAACAUAUUACUUGGUAAAGAUAUGAUCCCAAAAAUAUCAGAUUUUGGGAUGGCCAAACUUUUGGAAAAUGACGAGAUACAAUCUACGACGGGUAAGGCUGUUGGAACGCGAGGUUACAUGUCUGAAGAAUACGCGUUACAUGGAAAAUUGUCGGAAAGAUCAGAUAUAUUCAGCUUUGGGGUCACGCUUCUUGAAAUUGUUACUGGAAAACGCAAUAUUGAGUAUUGCAAUUAUUAUCGCGGUGAUAGUCUUCUUGACUACGUAUGGAGGCACUUUGAUGAGGGGAACAUUUUACAUGUUGUUGAUCCGAACUUUGUAGACUCUUCAUUGGUAGAAGAGGAGUUAUGGAGAACUAUACAAGUGGGUCUACUGUGCGUACAAAAUGAUGAAGACGACAGACCAAGCACAGAAUCCGUCGCUUUAAUGCUGUCAACCUCGAAAAUGGAAAUACCUCUACCAAAGAAACCUAAUUACUUCUACGCUAGAUUAAUUCGUGGUGAGAUUGCCUCCUCAUCGUCGGUCACUGAGUCUACAUCCAUAAAUCAAAUUACCUUAUCGGCCAUCAAAAGUCGGUGAUGUGAUGUAAAAGAUUAUUCUCUAUUUAUAUUGAGUAUGUCAAGUUUCUAAGAGAAUUUAUAAUGUACCACAAGUAUUGUUCC